Molecule: messenger RNA, 4218 nt
Organism: Mizuhopecten yessoensis (Yesso scallop)
Lineage: Eukaryota; Metazoa; Mollusca; Bivalvia; Pectinida; Pectinidae
Product: inter-alpha-trypsin inhibitor heavy chain H3-like
Exons: 12
Coding region: 412-3171 (919 amino acids)
Biological process (GO): hyaluronan metabolic process
Molecular function (GO): serine-type endopeptidase inhibitor activity
Source: RefSeq, a predicted model, not a curated record
ACUUACAAGGGAAACCCAUAAUUUCCGGCGGCGACCGGCGAGUAACUGUUUGUCAGCGCCUAGUACGUGAGAACAUCUAUGGCCAUGUAUUCCGGUGCUGUGAGAGGAGGUCUCCAGUUUCAAACUUCCUAUUUCUGUUCCGCUCUUGAACAUUGCGUAUAAGUUUACUACUACCCUAAACAGCUCCAAGUGUAGUUUUAAAUGCGACGAACCAUACGAGAGUUGCAUCCUAUCUUUAGUCGGUUUGAUGGAUUUCCUCGUCUGGCAGCAACUAAAAUCAGUGUGAAAAUGUUGUUUUCUUUCUUUUAAGGAUGCUGUGGUCUUUGUUUUAACGGAUUACUUCUUGUCCCAUGCUAAUGCCAUCCUGGCAAACUCAUUUCGCAAACAUGGCGACAUAAUUCCGAUGACAUCAUGGAGUUACGGCAACUGGUUACGUUGUGUUUUGUCUAUAUGGCGCUUGUGCCGGACGCAUGUGCAGGAAUCAAUAACCUCAUCGAUGGUUUUCAAAGGGGUCCGUCAAUCACCUCCCUCCACAUCCGGUCUGACAUCCGGUUCCGUUUUGCCACCACGACCGUCUACAGCUCCAUAGCCAACGCCGACAUUGCCGACCAUGAGACCACAUUUGACGUCACGCUUCCGGACGCUGCAUACAUCACGAACUUUACAUUGGAAAUCGGCGGGGUUGUGUACCCGGGGGUGAUCAAAGAGCGAGAGGCUGCCAAGUCCCAGUACGACAAGGCCAAGAAAAAGGGACAGUCCGCUGGUCACAUCGCCACCAACAAACCCAGAGAUACCAAUCGAUUCAAAGUAUCCCUAAAUAUAGCAGCGCAAACCAAGAUCAAGUUCACCUUGACCUACAACGAACUUCUCCAGCGUCGACGCGGCAGCUACGAUCACACCAUCUACAUCCGGCCAAGGCAGAUCGUCAACGACUUCCGGGUAGAGGUUUACAUCCAGGAAUCUCGUCAAAUCACGUACCUCCGAGUCCCGCCAUUACGAGAUGAUGUUCUCAUUAACUAUAAUAGUAUUGAGCAGAAUCGGCUCGCGCAGGUCAGCCGUCCGUCCUCCACGUCCGCCCAUAUCGUGUAUGAGCCGUCCACCGAGGAACAGAGCCUCGUUUCCCAGCAGGGACUUUCCGGGCUGUUCGUGGUGGAGUAUGACGUGGACAGACGGUUGGACGCAGGUGACGUCCUGGUUGUCAACGGAUAUUUUGUCCACUUCUUUGCUCCCCAUGGGCUAGACCGCAUGCGCAGACGGAUCCUAUUUAUCCUGGAUACCAGUGGGUCGAUGGUAGGUACGAAAAUGAAACAGAUGCAGACCGCCAUGAUUGAAAUCCUCGAUGAUCUACACGAAGGGGAUAAGUUCAACAUCAUCGAGUUUGACGGGAACGUCCAAAAAUGGCAGGAUGGCAUAUCGGCUGUUCCUGUCACACAGGAGUCCAUAGAGUCAGCCAAGCAGUAUGUCAAGGGUCUGGUUGCUGAUGGCUGGACGAAUAUAGAUGGAGCUGUGAUGCAGGGUAUCAAGGAUAUCCUAGCGGACAGUAUGGACGAAAGUGUCCCUAUUGUCAUCUUUCUCACGGACGGAGAACCAACCACGGGAGAAAUGAACGUCAACAAGAUCCUCGCCAACAUCAAGACACGUAACACAGAAGGUGUACCCGUGUUCUCGUUGUCUUUUGGCGAUGGAGCAGACUUCGACUUCCUAAAGCGGCUGUCUUUACAAAACAAUGGGUUCGCCCGCAAAAUAUACGAGGCUUCUGACGCGGACAUACAACUUACUGGUUUCUACGACGAAGUCUCGUCAGUUCUCGUAUCUAACGUUACAUUCCGUUACUUAGAUGAUACUGUGAUAAAAAAUACUGUUUCAAAUGUGAUAUUUCCUAAUUAUUUCGCGGGGUCCGAAUUAGUUGUGACCGGUCAGCUGAUGGACACAGCAAUGACCGAUAUACCUGUCUCUAUAUUCGGUGAAAGUUCGAAUGGUCUGCUGGAACUACGUUCCUCUGGUAAUACUAUACUCAACGACAUGGAAUUGACGUCAUUUGAUGACGACUCGCAGCCGACCGUGAACUUCACGGACAUCGCCGAAAAAAUAUGGGCGUAUGUGAACAUUAAGCAACUAUUGGACGAACGACUGAGGGAGACCAAUCAGACCAUACGGGACGAGAUCAAGGAGAGGGCCACACAGCUAGCACUGAAGUACAAUUUUGUGACUCCCCUGACGUCUAUGGUGGUCACGAAGCCAGAACAAGAGACAAUGGUCGACCCUAACGAGGUCGAGAAAGCGAACCAGUCCGCCUGGCAGUCCGGUGCCAAUCCUGGCCAGGCUCUCAUCGGCAAGUCGCCAUCCUUCGUGGACAGUGACCCCCACUUCAUCGUGCAUGUGAAGGGUCUGGAUACCUCGGUGUGUUUUGACAUCAUGGGACAACCGGGCGAUCGACUCAAUCUUGUCUCCGACGACGUGUCAGGUAUCAGCGUCACGGCAGCCAUAAUAUCAAACAAAGACACGCCAAGGUCACGCAGGAAGAGGAAGGGCGGAUCAGCUGAUCAGAUAAAGGAGACGACAAAGACAUAUUUAGGAGAAAUACGAAUCGAGGGACUGAAGACAAAGCUGUCCUUCACGCCUACAAACUGGACCAUGGAUGGCCAGCGAUACGCGUGGAAAAGCUCAGAGGCUUUGAAAUCUCACAGAACGAAAGUUGUGACUGACGGCACUGGUCAGCAGAUCGCCAUUAUCUUCCCGAACAAAGUGCUGUUGCUCGUCAUACGCCACAUGAGGACCAAGUCACAACUGAGGAUGGGCAAGGUGCCAUUUCUAGGCUUUUACAUCGUGGAAGAGAAAGGAUUUUCGUGGCACACACACGGGAUUCUCGGUCAACUUCUUCAUAGACGCAUAUCAUUGAGGAAGACCAAGAAAGUGGAUGGUAAAACCAGAGGCAAGCUCUUGGUGAAGGGAAAUACCAAAAAGACAAGGAAACUGACAGCCACUCUUGGGACGCGUCUCAAUCUAGCUACAAACAGGGACACGCCUUGUUGGAUGGUACAGAGGAACGGCAAGAAACUUCUGGACGGGAGCUAUAGAGACUAUCUUGUGCGCGACAAAAACUCUACUGUCACUUCAAAACGCAAGGGACGCCGGAAACGAAUUAUGAAGAGGAUAAGCGGCUCACAGUGAUCCGGAUUAAAAAUGGCGAAAUUGGAAUGAUUUGAGAUAUUAAGUACUAUGUCGCAAGGCAAAUAUUUUGUUUUCUUUUAGGAAACUUUCUACAGUGUUAAUAUUUUAUUGAAAAAUAUUGGUUUAUGUUUAAACGUUGGCCAUAUAAUAUUUUCUUGAUUAUCAUGCAACAUUGUGCAAUAUAUAUGAAUGGUAACAACUGACUUGUAUAGUCUGUGGACUAUAGACAUAUACGUCAAUUGUAAUGCCAUUGCUGGAAUAUUAAUAGAGCUUCGUGGCAGUUUAAUAUAUAUUGUCGAACACUCAUUGACAAAAUACAUACACGUUAUUUAUGUUUUUAUAUAUGAUGUUUAGUGUUGCAGAUGUUGUACCAGACAAUGCAUCAAUAUUUCAUGUUUCUGUGAAAUACAUUUAUUUCAUACUUGUUCAUGAGAUGUAUCUGCUUUUUAACUUUGCCUGUAGAAAACGAAUUGAAUUUUUGCAAAUUUAAAGAUUUAAACAGAUAUAAUUAAAAUAUAUUGUAGAUGUGAGUUUGAAAAUAUAUGAUCAUUACGUAGAAAGCAUGGUAUCGGUAAGACAUAAUUGUACAAGUGCAAAAUUUUGCGUUUAAACUGACCGUGGUAUAGAAAUUUUCGCGAUGAGACUCUUUGUCGUGAUCGCGUUGUGGAAAUUUUCGUUUUGGGAAUGGUUCUGAAAUCAAUAUAAAUUCUAUAGAUCUAUAUAUAAAAAUAUAUAAAAGUUCACGUGGAGACCUUUUUCACGCUUAUUUAUUCAACUCGAAAAACGCAAAGGUUUCCACACUACAAAAUUGUCAAACUUUCCUGUAAUCAAUAAUAAAAAUAUACCUGACCAGCAGGUACAAUUAUAUUAGAAAAUAUAUACCACUGCGGACACUGUUAUGAACUUAAUUAGAACUAGAAGUCAAUAAUAAGAUUGAACAACAAAACCGAGGUGACACGAAAGGAAAAAAAAAAGAGAUUACCAUCAUGAAACCGCACAAAUCUGUGUCUGAAAACACAUUCAGUAGGAAGACAGAGAAAAAGAGAA